AUGACACCACUGAAGUUUGCUUUUUAUCUGACUUAUCUGUUCUUAGGGAGUUCAGCUCAGACGACGAAUCUGAAAUCAUCUGUAUCAGUCCGUCAAGACAGUGGGUUUUUUCAGGCUAAUACUGGGGAAAACAUGACUUUGCAGUGUUUCUAUGAAGGUGAUGCUGUGAUGUUUUACUGGUAUAAACAAACUUUAGGACAGAAACCAAGGCUCAUUUCUACCUUCUAUAAACAUGAUGAAAGUGGCACCUUUCGUAACGAAUUCAUGAACAAUCCUCGUUUCACACUAAAAACAGGAAACGGUAAUAAUCACUUGACAAUCUCGGAUUUGCAAAUUUCAGAUUCAGCCACUUACUACUGCAUAGGUUGCUAUGCUUAUGAUUUUGAAUUUGUAGAGGGCGCUACCAUCAGUGUAAAUGGUUCAGGUUUGAACAUCCAGGCUUUGGUCCAUCAGUCAGAAUCUGAGACCAUCCAGCCAGGAGGCUCUGAGACUCUCAACUGUACAGUACACACUGGGACCUGUGAUGGAGAACACAGUUUUUACUGGUUCAAAAACUCAAACUCUCAAAAAAAAGAAUCUAAUGCAGGACUUAUUUACACCCAUGGAGACAGAAAUGAUCAGUGUGAGAGGAAACCUAACACACAAACACACACCUGUGUCUACAACUUGCCAAUGAAGAAUCUGAAUCUUUCUCAUGCUGGGACCUACUACUGUGCUGUUGCCUCAUGUGGACACAUACUGUUUGGAAACGAGAAAAAGCUGGGCUUGAAGAAUAAGCAAGACUCUCUUAACCUGGUGUAUUUCUUAAGUGGAGCUUUGGCAUUCACCACCAUCCUGGCUGUUUUACUGACAUAUGCAGCAUAUACCAUGAAAAACAGGAACAGCUGUCCAUGUACAGACUCUCAAGUAAGAUCUUCACUUGCCUCAACUCCAAAUACAGAGGGUUACCAAGAUUCAGACAACCUCCAUUAUGCUGCCUUGAGGAAACAUAAGGUCAACAGGUCAACGAAACACAGGGACAACACACAAAGUGAAUGUGUGUACUCCACUGUAAGGCAGUAAAGCUGGAUGUAUGUCAUUUGUACUCUGUUCCUGUAUGAGAGAAAGUGAUUUUCUAAUGUCUACCAAGCUUGAUGAUGCAAUUAUUUUUAAGUGGGAGCAUGGUUAUCAGAUUUUACCAGUGUAUAAUGAAUGCAAUGCUUGGUCUUGGAAUAAACUGAUAAAACAAGUGCUUUCAGCAGCCAGGUUUCUUCAACACGGUGUGAUCUAUGUUGUCAGAAGCGCUAUUUUUAGUCCAUGCUAGCUAGUC
Messenger RNA from Lates calcarifer (barramundi perch), 1309 nucleotides. RefSeq lists its product as uncharacterized. Gene Ontology annotation, biological process: response to bacterium. The record is from RefSeq and is a predicted model, not a curated record. NCBI's taxonomy places the organism in Eukaryota, Metazoa, Chordata, Actinopteri, Centropomidae.